This is a messenger RNA of Gasterosteus aculeatus aculeatus (three-spined stickleback), 3056 nucleotides long. RefSeq names its product sorting nexin-14. Gene Ontology annotation, molecular function: phosphatidylinositol-3,5-bisphosphate binding. Gene Ontology annotation, biological process: autophagosome maturation. The record is from RefSeq and is a predicted model, not a curated record. NCBI's taxonomy places the organism in Eukaryota, Metazoa, Chordata, Actinopteri, Perciformes, Gasterosteidae. Gene Ontology annotation, cellular component: late endosome.
UCAGGGAAGUAGGUCGGGACUUUCAAAUAAAAUGGGAAAACCUCAAUUAAUAACUUUAGGAACUUUUUGACAUGUCACUGGCUAUCAGCCGAAGCCUAUGCCGAUGGAUAGAAGGUGUUUUACAUGAAGAGCGGCUGCGAUAGUGUCGCUCUGUCAACAGGUCCUCUGGAGAGGAUGGCGGGGCUUUUAGCGUGUGUGGGUCACGUGACGCGAGGACUGAAGAUUGACGUCAUGAGGGAAGCCGGACGUCAGUAUCCAGUCUUCUGCUUUGUGCUGCUCACCAUGGUGUCGAUGACUGUGCUGCUCAACAGGUACAUCCACAUCCUGAUGGUGUUCUGGUCCUUCCUGGCCGGAGUCACAACCUUCUACUGCUCCUUCGGCCCCGAGUCCCUCCUCCCCAACGUCCUCUUCUCCGUCAAGCCCCGCAGCAAAACGCGACGGGAGCAGGCGCUGUUUCCUCUGGGCCGCAGCUGUGCCGUCUGCGGGAAGGUGAAGUGCAGCCGCCACCGGCCGACGCUGCUCCUUGAAAACUAUCAGCCGUGGCUCGACCUGAAGGUUCCUUCAAAGGUGGACGCGUCUGUAGCAGAGGUGUUUGAGUUGGUCCUGGAGAACUUUGUGUACCCGUGGUACAGGGACAUCACGGACGACGAGGCGUGCGUGGAUGAACUCAGGAUGACCUUUCGCUUCUUCGCCUCGGUGCUCGUCCGCCGGGCUCAGAAGGUCGACGUUCCCGUCGUGUUUGCAGACAAAGUGAUGAAAGCCGCCAUGAAGCACAUUGAAAUUAUUGCAAAAGCUCGAGGAAAAGUGAAGGACUCGGGGGGCCUUCAGCAGGCGGCUCUGGACGAAUACGGCGCCGACCUCCACAUGGCGCUGCGCAGCCGCAGGGACGAGCUGCUGUACCUGAGGAAGCUGACGGAGAUGCUGUUUCCCUUUGUCAUGCCGCCCAAAGCGACGGACUGCAGGUCUCUGGCCCUGCUGCUGCGGGAGGUGAUGGCCGGAUCGGUCAUGCUGCCCACCAUGGACUUCAUGGCCGACCCCGACACUGUGAACCUCAUGGUGCUGCUGUUUGUGGACAACACUCCACCCGAGUCGCCCAGCGAUCCUCCGUCCCCCUCGGUGCCGUUUUUACAGAAAUACGCCGACGUCAGCAGCAAGAAGCCGUCGGUGCUGAAGUUGGAGCUGAAGGAUAUCCGGGAGCAGCAGGAUCUCCUCUUUCGCUUCAUGAACUUCCUGAAGCAGGAGGGAGCCGUUCACGUGCUGCAGUUCUGCCUCACUGUGGAGGAGUUCAACGAUAAGAUCCUGAGUCCGGAUCUGAGCGACUCGGAGCUGCAGCGGCUGCACGGCGAGGUGUUGCACAUCUACGAGACCUACUGCCUGGACGAGAGCAUCGACAAGAUCAGCUUCGACGGGUUCAUCGUGGAGGAGAUCAGGAACAUCGCUCUAGGUCCGUACGGCGGCGUGGUGAAGCUGCAGAAGAUGCACUGCCUCUUCGAGGCGUACGAACACGUCCUGUGUCUGCUGGAGAGAGUCUUCACCCCGAUGUUCUGCCACAGCGACGAGUACUUCAGACACCUGCUGAGGGGGGAGGAGUCUCCCACCAGGAGCUCCAGAAUCAACAGGAACCCGUCUAAGCGUGGCGAGUCGUUCGGGAUCAGCAGGAUCGGCAGCAGGAUCAAAGGCGUGUUCAAGAGCAGCGCCCUGGAGGGCGCCAUGCUGCCGCCCAGCGCCAUGAGCGACCUGGACCUCGAGCUGGUGGAGGAGGCCACCAUUGUGGUGGAGGACGGCUCCCCCGCCGAGCCAGCGGCGCCGCCGGGCUCCCCGAGGAACCUGUCGGCCUGGCGCCUGGUCAUCCCGUACAUCGACAUGUACGAGGACCACGUGAAGCGCGAGAGGGUCCCGGUCUUCUGCAUCGACGUGGAGCGCCGCGACCGCCAGGGAGUCGGGGACCAGCCUGAGACGUGGUCUGUGUACCGCAGAUACCUGGAGUUCUACGUGCUGGAGUCCAAACUCACCGAGUUCCACGGCACAUUUGCAGACGCUCAACUUCCAUCCAAAAGAAUCAUCGGACCAAAGAAUUGUGAUUUUCUUGCAUCCAAAAGGGAGGAAUUUGAGGAGUAUUUACAGAGGCUCCUGCAGCACCCUGAGCUCAGCAGCAGUCAGCUGCUGGUGGACUUCCUGUCUCCUCACAGUGUGGAGUCUCAGUUUCUGGACCGGAUGCUCCCUGACGUGAACUUGGGAAAGAUCUUUAAGUCCGUACCAGGGAAGCUGAUGAAAGAGAAAGGACAGAACCUGGACCCGUUCAUCCAGUCCUUCUUCAACUCCUGCGAGGCGCCCAAACCCAGACCCAGCCGGCCGGAGCUGACCGUCCUCAGCCCGUCCACCCAGAGCAGCAAGAAGCUUUUCAACAACCUGUUCAGAAACAACGCCAACCUGCCGGAGAAUUCAGAGAGGAAACACGACGACAACAUCCUGGAGAUGAUCUCCGUAGACGGCAUGUAUGACUACAUGAUGUACGUCGGUCGGACGGUGUUCCACACAGCGGACUGGCUCCAUCACGGUCUGGCUGCGGUGAGGAUCCUUCUGAAGAACACGUUUGAAGCCUACAUGGACCAGUUCAUGCAGUCCAAGCUGGAGCAGAUCCUCCAGGAGAACCACAUGGUGUCCCUCAUCACUCAGCUCAGAGACUCUGUGUUCUGUGAGAGCAGUGAGCAGCGAGCUCCUGAGGACAAACAGGUCCGAGCCAAGCAGACCUUCGAUGAGAUGAUGAACUAUCUACCAGACUUCGUGGAAAAGUGCGUCGGCCAGGAGGCGAAAUACGAAGGGAUCCGCCUCCUGUUCGAGUCCUUCCAGCAGCCCGUCCUCAACAAGCAGAUGACGUACGUCCUGCUGGACAUCGCCGUGCAGGAGCUCUUCCCUGAGCUCAGUCAGGGAGCGAAGGACGUCGCCGUGUGACGAGGAUCCACAUCUGGAUGCCAGAAGUGCAAUAAUCACUAUUAACAUUCCAAUGUAAAGGAAAGCGCAAAUAAAGAGAUAUAUAUUUAUUGUUUGUUCACUAA